AUGGUUUCCCUAAAAUUCACCGCCCUGGCUCUUGCAGCACUGCGCGCCUUUACUGCCGUGGCUCAAAUAGAUGCCACCGUCGAAGAGCUCGAAGAGGAAGUCGAAGACCCCUCCACCUCUCCGAACCUCAAAGUCAAAGUCUCGGCCUCCUUCCCCCAAGCUGAGAUCUUCGGCGUCAAGCUGGUCAACGGCAACCCCACCCGCGCCGUCCUCUCCUUCUCCAAUGAAGAGCCUGAGCCCGUGACCGUGGCCUUCAUCGGCGGCUCGCUGAUGGCAAUGCCUGGUCUCGAUGCUGCAGGGCCGCAGGUCGUCCGCAACUUGACCGUGCAAAGAUACAACGUCGAGAUUCCAGCUGGCGAGAGCGAGUCCCUGACGUACACCUUCGCGACGGAGCUGCAUCCGCAGGACCUGAAGCUCAAUAUCGCGGCUGUGUUGAAGGAUAACAAGGAUGCGUUCUACACGAUGCAGGUCUAUAACGAGACUGUCAGCAUCGUUGAGGCACCGACUAGUAUCUUUGAUCCCCAGAUCAUAUUCCUCUACUUAGUCCUCGCAUCCGCCUUCGCCGGCACCUGCUACUUCAUCUACAACACCUGGAUUACGACGCUCUUCCCGCAGAAGCGCGGGCGAGGCAAAGGCGGCGAGCGCGCCAAGGGCUCCUCGAAGCAGUCCAAGCGCGUCGACCCGGCCGAUCAGGUCUCUGUUAUUGGAGCUGAUGGACCCGCUGUUACUAGCGGUGCCAAGGCUUACGAUGAGAGCUGGAUCCCUGCUGGACAUUUGCAGCGGCCGGAGGCGAAGAGGGUGGGGAGUGGGAGGAGCACGCCGAAGACGGCGAGGAAGGCGUGA
Molecule: messenger RNA, 843 nt
Organism: Coniosporium apollinis CBS 100218
Lineage: Eukaryota; Fungi; Ascomycota; Dothideomycetes
Exons: 3
Coding region: 1-843 (280 amino acids)
Cellular component (GO): endoplasmic reticulum; endoplasmic reticulum membrane
Source: RefSeq, a predicted model, not a curated record